Zingiber officinale is the source of this 1594-nucleotide messenger RNA. Its product is annotated as 50S ribosomal protein L24-like. Lineage: Eukaryota; Viridiplantae; Streptophyta; Magnoliopsida; Zingiberales; Zingiberaceae. The transcript has 5 exons. Gene Ontology annotation, molecular function: structural constituent of ribosome; RNA binding. Gene Ontology annotation, biological process: translation. Bases 831 to 1310 code for a protein of 159 amino acids. The record is from RefSeq and is a predicted model, not a curated record. Gene Ontology annotation, cellular component: ribosome; mitochondrion.
GUUCUCAAGGUUCCGUUCUUUGUUUUUUUCUUUUCUUAAACAAACGUUGAACGAGUGCUCAGAUCGUUCACUAAUUUUGUUGCAUAGAGUAAAAACUGAAAAUUGAUACUAAGAUGACCUAAUCCUGUAAAUAUACAAGCCGGAAAUUGCUUACAAAGACGCAAAGAAUCCACAGGACCAAACAUAGUAAAAACACAACUACCACUUAAAGUCUUCACCGAGGUUGCAAAAAUUUGCUUCCAGUUUGGCCCCGGCUUCUCCAGGCAUGUUUACUGGAUCGAGGUGAAUUAUUGUCAGCUUGGACAGAAUUCCACCACAAUUGGUUCAUUCUUUUUAAUUAUCUGAUUUAAGAUGCUUGAGUUAUUUCAGAUUUUGGUGUGUGUGUUCUUGGUGCAGCAGUUAUUAGUUUAAUUAUUUUACGACUUUUCCAUUGUUUUGCUAGUUUGUAGCUUGUACUUAGUAGUUUGGUUACAAACAUUUUGUUUGCUAUAGAAUAGUUUGAUUAAUAUUUUGAGAUAUAGUUGACUUGAUUUUAAUUGCCACCAAAUUGUAAUGUGCGGAAAAUAAUUAAUUUGCGGUUUAAUCAGUGGACCUAUGUUAGUCUGACCAAUGAUCUCGACUGGAUCAAUGAUGGUUGACAUGCAGAUCAACCACUCACUAGCUGGAUCAUUGAACCAGUGAUUUGAAGCUUGUCCUGUUUGAUUUCUAGCUCACAUUUUAUAACUAAUUUGUGCAUUUUGAGGAUGAAAAAACAAAUGAACGUAAGUGGCUUCCUAAACCUUAGGUGGGAAAAGGUUUAAACAGGCAGAGCCCAGGCAACACAAGGAAGGAUGGGGUGGAAGGCAGCUGAGAAGUUAUUCAGGCACUGGAAGAUCCUCAGAGGCGACAACGUCAUGAUCAUAAGAGGCAAGGAUAAGGGUGAGACAGGUCUCAUCAAACGUGUCAUUAGAUCUCAGAACAGAGUCAUUGUUGAAGGGAAAAAUUUGGUGAAGAAACACAUCAAACAAGGGCAAGGACAUGAGGGUGGAAUCUUUUCAAUUGAAGCUCCCCUUCAUGUUUCCAAUGUUCAGGUUCUUGACCCAGUUACUGGGAAACCAUGUAAGACCGGGUAUAAAUAUCUGGAAGACGGAACUAAAGUACGGGUCUCUAGAGGACUUGCUGCAUCUGGAGCUGUAAUUCCUCGCCCUGAAAUACUAAAAGAAAGGCGAAAACCAAGACCUAGCUUUGUUGGUCCCAAGGAUACACCAGUUGAACUAGUACUUGAAAAGACAUACGAUGCUAAAGCUGGAAUUGGCAUGCCUGAUCUCUAGGAAUCCUCGAUAAGGCAAAAUCAUUCUCUCAUCUGCAUUAUCAUCGAGGAAGUUCAGAUCGUGCUUAAUUUGCCGAAAUAUUUAGGUUCAACUCUUACAUAAUAAAUGUCAACGCUAUUACUUAAUUUUGCUAGCACAGCUUGGCUGUUAGUUAGAAUUUCACGACUGAGUGGUGCCUUUUGAAACAUUUUCAAGUGUAAACUGAAAUCGUGUUGCAUUACUUGUUCUCGAUGAACACUUGACUAUGGUUAGAUGAAAGUGCCAAGAACUUGAUGGUUUAUUUA